AUGUGUCAAGACCAAGGACUGCAGCCGGCUUCGAUCGAACGCCUGUCCGUCGAGCUCCUGCAAAUGGUGCUCUUGGAACUACCAGACGUGUCAUCGUUGCGGGCAGCCGCUUUGUCAUGCCCGCUGCUUUACGAGGUAUUUCUGGAUGCAGAGACUACCAUCACGACGCAAGUAUUGCUCAAGCAGAUUGAUGACAGCGUACUGCCCGAGGCCGAGCUCGCAUUUCUAUCCUCAAGCUUGCACCAUGGUCCGGAACCCGAAUGUCAGCACGGCCUCGUCGACUUCAUCACUCAAAAUCUUCGCCAAAGGCCGACUCCACCCAGCUCCUGGUCGUUACAGAAAGCGCUUCAACUUGAAAGACUUCAUCUCUGUGUGAGCGAGCUAACUCAAAAGUUUGUCCAUGCCACCCUGACCACAUAUCCCAUGACUCAAGGUGAAUGCACUGCUACGCGACUAGAGAGGUGUCGCAUCGAACGGGCAUUCUACCACUUCGAAAUAUAUUGCAACCUGUUCCGCAUGCUUCCAAAUAUAUGUGCAGAGCCCCCUGCACACAUGGAGCAAAAACGACUCUUCUUUGCUUGCUUUGCUCCCUGGGAGAAUGAGCAGCUAGGCUGCAUUCACGAUUUUCUUGUUCGAGCUGUUUCGCCAGCAUUCAAUGAUAUCGCAGAACAUGAUAUCGCUUGGGGCGCAUUCCAGGUAGAAUACGAUGACAAGAUUGAUUCCCCCUUCAUCCAACACCUUCUUUCACGUGGAUUAAAGAAGCUACUUAGCGUCAUCCUAGCAGAAACAUAUCUAGAACGACAUCGACUUCUCUAUUCUCGUGGUUUUCCACCCGCCACAGAUAACUUUCUCUACGAGGGAUUAGAAAGCGCAAACGGACACAACGACAAUGUCUUCCUCGAAAGCUUGUCGCCAGUGGAGGAGGCUCUCCUGUUAAAGCAUUCGUUUUUCAGAGAUCCGGAUUCGGGUCCAAAAGAUGCCUGGAAAUGGGCACAUCUGGAAGAAUCCAGGGCACACUGGGUGUAUGUCGAGGAUCGCGAUAAUCUACGCCGAUGGGGUUAUGUUAUGUGGGACAGAUGCCGGUUGGAUUCUGUUGCCAUCUUGCAAAAACCCUGGGAAGACACGUGGAUUUCUACAAAUAUGCUGCUAGAGGAACAAGAAGCUGCGCGGCAAUCGCGGGAAAGAGCUUACAUGGAGAAUUCAUGGGAGAAGAGGGAAAAGAUGUACAGGAGAGGCGCCGUUGGUUGGUGGAGUUGGGGAGAUGAGAGCCAGGUGCUAUGGCCAGACGGGGUUGCGCCUGGACAGAGACCGUCGGUUCCUGUGCAUGUCAAGCCUGACUCUCUUGAAGAGGCUCGAGACGUACUGCGGAUGAUGAAGCUGCCGCCGUCGUGUGCCAAGUUAUCUUGA
Metarhizium brunneum ARSEF 3297 is the source of this 1407-nucleotide messenger RNA. RefSeq lists its product as uncharacterized. The record is from RefSeq and is a predicted model, not a curated record. Lineage: Eukaryota; Fungi; Ascomycota; Sordariomycetes; Hypocreales; Clavicipitaceae.